This is a messenger RNA of Limulus polyphemus (Atlantic horseshoe crab), 3975 nucleotides long. RefSeq names its product transcription factor RFX3-like. The coding region runs from base 485 to 2734 and encodes 749 amino acids. Lineage: Eukaryota; Metazoa; Arthropoda; Merostomata; Xiphosura; Limulidae. Gene Ontology annotation, biological process: regulation of transcription by RNA polymerase II. Gene Ontology annotation, molecular function: DNA-binding transcription factor activity, RNA polymerase II-specific; RNA polymerase II cis-regulatory region sequence-specific DNA binding. The transcript is spliced from 17 exons. The record is from RefSeq and is a predicted model, not a curated record.
UACUAGAAAAGAUGCACUGAACUUUGGUUGUGUUAAGUCAACAAAUGAAGGAACAGAAUACCAUGUCAAAACUCGCAGUUUAAAGUAUUUCGUAACAAAUUCUUCAUUCAAGGUGUAGCUUCGUCAUUUGUAGGUCUAGCCUAACCACAAGAGAACAAGCGGGGCAUCCAAUCAAACAUCAGCCCAAACAGUAGUAUCUGUGGCUCCAGGUCAGCAGCAGCAGUCAUCACAAGGUUCCAGAGCUACAGUAACAGUAGCUGUACCUGCUUCUGUUUCUGUAGUAGCUCCUCCAUCUCAACAACAGCCUCAGGACCAACAGCCUCAGACACAGCAACAGACAUCUAGUGUUGUUGUUCAAGCAAGUUCAAACAGUGGAACUCCACAGUUUAUAGCUGUAGCUGAUGGACAAGGACAAGGCACUGUGGCUCUCCAGGCUACUCAACCAACCUUUGUACAGUAUGUAGAUGGUGGAGGUGAUCCUGGAAUGUAUGGAGGAACAAAUGCCUCAAUGACAGGAUACCCAGUUUAUAGUGUCACAGAUUCAUCAACUAUGUACAGCCCAGCAACUGCAGCAGCAGCUUAUUAUAAUACUGGAACUGCUGUCACAUAUUCUCAGGUUGGAAGCACAGUUAGUGCCAAUGCAGUUGGUAUCCAGGGUCAACUUUUAGCCCAUCAAACUGGUGGCACAUACUUAGUUCAACAUACUGCUAUUGAUAGCGAUGGAAACCCUCUUGCUCAUGCCACACGUGCCUCCCCAGCCACAGUCCACAUUCUGGAGGACAACGGGGGCUUUAAGGUGCAGGGGGCACUCUUAGAGGGAGAAACACACCAGACUCUAAAAACUGCCUCUUCCUCAGCUACUUGCAUUUCCCCAGUUACUGAGGACUGUCAAAAGAUUACAGAGGUCAUGCCCUCCUUUUCUAAUGAUCAGUGUGUGAUCCAGACUCUGCACAGUUCCCCUGACAAUAAUCAGCUGCAGCUACAACCCCAACAACCUCAGUCUCAACCUUUGUCAACCCACCAUUCUCAGCAACAAAGUGUGCGCGACAUGGAUAUUAUUCAUGUUCAGUGGUUAAUAGAUAAUUAUGAAACAGCAGAAGGUGUGAGCCUACCUAGAAGCACUCUUUAUAACCACUACCUACAACAUUGUACUGAACACAAGCUAGAGCCCGUUAAUGCUGCAUCCUUUGGAAAGCUGAUAAGAUCUGUGUUCCUAGGAUUACGAACAAGACGAUUAGGGACAAGAGGCAACUCUAAGUACCAUUAUUAUGGUAUCCGUGUGAAGCCAAACUCUCCAUUAAAUCAAAUAUCAGAAGAUUCCAAUUCCUCUGCACUGAGACAGCAACCUGUUAAUCCAGCAAAAAGGUUCAAAUCAAAUACCUUUAAGUCAGAAAACUUGGAAGGAAGCAGGGGGUCAUGUGUGACUAAUGUUUCAUCUCAUUCUACUGAUGGCAUUUCAUCACAGCAGCAGCAACCAGCUCCUCAUCAACACCAGCAUCAACAGUAUCUAGGUGAUGCUUCUGCUGCUAUCCCAAACCUUGAUCUGGAAACCAGUAGCCUCAGGCUUCCAGAUGAUAUUGAAAUAGAAGAUGUACAUGCAUUCAAAGUACUGUACAAAGAACACUGUGAGGCCUUCCUUGAUGCAGUCAUUACCCUUCAGUUCUCUAUGAUAGAAACUUUAUGGAGAACAUUUUGGAGGACACAAAGUAAUGGUCAGAGUAAUGAUGAAAAUACCCUGAAAGAAAGUAGUCUGUAUAAGCUGUGUCUUUGUGAAGAAGUACAAAAGUUAGUGAGGAAUGUAGACUACCAGUUUUACCAAAACCUGGUUGACGUCUUGAUUCCAGAUGUGCUUCGACCCAUUCCAAGUUCACUCACCCAAGCUAUUCGUAAUUUUGCUAAAAGCUUGGAAGGUUGGCUAACAUCAGCUAUGGCAGGCUGUCCAGAUGAUAUGGUUAGAGUCAAGGUUAGUGCAGUGAGUGCCUUUGCCCAAACAUUACGUCGUUACACAUCUUUAAACCAUCUGGCUCAGGCUGCUAGAGCUGUUUUGCAGAACUCCUCUCAAAUAAAUCAGAUGUUAUCAGAUUUGAACCGUGUGGAUUUUCAUAAUGUUCAGGAACAAGCUUCAUGGGUCUGCCAGUGUGAAGAUGAAAUGGUACAGCGUAUAGAACAAGAUUUCAAGGUGACCCUUCAACAACAAAAUUCACUUGAACAGUGGGCAGCUUGGUUAGAGGGAGUAGUUAAUCUAGUCCUACAACCCUUUAAAGAGAAGCCUGAUUUUCCCAAAGCUGCUCGACAGUUCCUUCUUAAAUGGUCAUUUUAUAGCUCUAUGGUGAUCAGAGAUUUGACUCUUCGUAGUGCUGCUAGCUUUGGAUCCUUUCACCUGAUUCGUCUUUUGUAUGAUGAGUACAUGUUCUAUCUUAUAGAACAUAAGGUUGCCAAGACUACAGGAGAAACUCCAAUUUCAGUCAUGGGAGAAUUUAUUGGACUAGGAGUGAAACUUGGCAUGACAUCCAAACUUCCAGCAUUACACAGGAACUCCACUGAUGCUAGAGAAAAUGGAUCAUCAGAAGAUAUAACUUCCAUAGAUAUAUUACCUCACAGUUCAAGUAGCAGCUGUAGCACUGGUGCCUAUAGCAAUGGCUUGAAGGAUUCAACUUCAGGUUUAACCUCCUUUCAACAAGGAUUAAUUGGACAGAGUCAUCUAGACAGUGACAUAUUGUCUGAAGCACCAUAACUGGAUAUCACACUGCCCCAUUGUACAAAAACCAAGAACAUUUGACCCUUUGAUGGGCAAUUAUUAUUUGAGAAGGAACUCAGUUAUUGAACCUUUCAGAAGUGAACAUCAGGGAAACAUUGAAUUGAACACCCUCGUGCCACGCCAGCAGUUACCUUACCAGAGAUGUAUUUUUUUUCCACAGAUUAAUGGACAAGUUUUGCAUUUUUUGAUCCUUGUAGUAAUUGAAGUUCCACCUAUUUUAUGAAAAUCACAAAUGUUUGUGGCUUCUUACGACUGAUAAAAACGAGCUUCUUUAAAAGGGAAAAAUAGUUCUUUUGAAGAGAUCUUGUAAACGUGAGUACUGAUAAUUUCCUAAGUCGUAAAUGUGCUUCAUCAACUAAAUGGCUGUGUAAACAUAUGAAACUGUAGUAUUGUGUGCUGUGUGGUUAACAUAUCAACAAAAAAGUACUUUGUUGUGUUACUAAGCAUUCCAGUACAUGCCAUAAUAUUAAUAUUAUAUAUUAUUAACAGUCCACAUGGGUGUGGUGUUUGUCUUUACGUGUUUGAUGCCAAAGAAGUCACAAAAAUAUUAUAUUGAUAAAGUUGGAGUAUUAUGUAGCCAUACUUCAUGAGUCAUAAAUUAUAAAUUUUUAUUUAAACUGUCCUGUCUAAAUGUGGAUACACAAUUGUUGUAGUGCUUUGUAACAAACAACUCCUUUAAAACACAAGGGCUUUCAUUUUGCUAAGAAACCUUAAUCUAUUUCAACUUCUGGUCAGCACAGUAUACUGAUUAGAAACCAAGUUAAUGGAUAAGAACAAGUUAACAGUUGUUUAAAACAUCAUUAACUCUGUGAUGAUAGAUUGAUUAUUUUUAUACCAGCCAAGGAAUAUUACUUGCACUACUAACAAAUCAGCCCUAUUACUAGUGAAAACUAACCAUCACUUAAAAGUUUGUGUAACUAUCUUCAUUAUUAAGAUUGCUUAUUUAUUGAUUUAAUUACAGGUUUGUGUAAGCAUUCAUUAAUGUACUUUUUAUUUAGUUGAAAUUCAAGUUAAGGCACAAACUUUAUUUUUCAUUUAAAAGAAGCUUUGAGUGAAGGAUUGUGAUAUGUAUUGGAAAGUACUUACAUUCCAAGAUAUUUUUCAUGAACUGUUUGAUUGAAAGAACAAAUAUUUUAACCGAGAUUUUUUUAUUGUAAUUUUCUAAACUGACUAUUAAAGUAUCAUAGUUAAAAAUAAAAAUGGAGCCAUAAACUUUA